Molecule: messenger RNA, 1194 nt
Organism: Penicillium salamii
Lineage: Eukaryota; Fungi; Ascomycota; Eurotiomycetes; Eurotiales; Aspergillaceae
Source: the annotation of a GenBank genome assembly
AUGCUAUAUGAACGCCCAGUCCUACGCGCAGUAACCGUCCUUCUUCCUUUCGAGUCAUCAUUGAGCCUUUUUUUUUCCAGCACAGAAAUGUCCCGCUUCCGUGUGGUUGAACAUAUCAUUCCCGCUCAUAAUUACAUUCCAUUUGACAAUCCAUCACCGCAAGAAGGAGAUGUGACAUUGAUUGGGGCGCACGCGUGUGCAUUUCCAAAGAUCCGAUCGAUCUGGAUCGCGGAUGUUGCCCAGCAGGGUCAGAGUGGUGUCUUGAAUGAGUCCAUCCUAGGCAAUGACCCCAGUCUUUACGACCACGGACGUGAUCUGCUCUCUCUACUGAAUUACUUCAAGAUUCCGCAACCUUUAAUUGGUGUCGGGCAUAGCAUGGGCGGAGUUCAGCUCGCUCAUCUCUCUUUGAUGCACCCAUCAUUAUUCACAGGGCUGAUAUUGAUCGAUCCCGUCAUUCAACCGGAUAAUCCGAGCCAUAGAUAUGCCCUGCCUUCGACAUACAGGCGUGACAUAUGGCCCUCCCGCAAAGAAGCCGCCGAAAAAUUUCGGUCAAGUCCUAUGUAUCGGUCGUGGCACCCACAGGUGCUAGAGAACUGGAUCAAAUUUGGACUCCGUGAUGUUCCUACAAAACAAUAUCCCAUUUCACAAGGUACAACUUCGAUGGCGGUUACAUUGACCACACCAAAAGCACAAGAGUUGUUCACCUACCUGCGGCCUUCAUAUAUCGACAAGCGCUCUGGGGUCAGAUGGGGAAAUCCCAGAGAUGAAAUGUUCCCAGAAGAUAUUGAUGAUAUCCCAUUCUAUCGCCCUGAGCCAUCUCAUAUCUUUCGUCGAAUACCCGAAUUGAAGCCCAUAGUUCUCUAUAUUUUCGGGGGAAACUCCGAUAUCUCUAUUCCGGCAGCACGCAAAGAAAGAAUGAGAGCCACUGGAACUGGGAUAGGAGGCGGUGGGGGCGCUGCUUGUGGAAAGGUUCAAGAGGUCGUUCUUCCAUGUGGUCACUUGGUCCCAAUGGAACUUCCCCAGGAAAGUGCAAAAGCUUGCACUGCCUUCAUCGAUACAGCGUUAUCUUAUUGGACCUCGGAAAUUGUCAGAUUCCUGGAAGCUUGGGAAAGAAUUCCGAAUGAUGAACUGAUCAGGACUGAUACGCAAUGGGAAGAUAAUAUUGGCCAUUUACCAAAGCGACCCAAGCUCUGA